Papaver somniferum (opium poppy) is the source of this 1647-nucleotide messenger RNA. Its product is annotated as signal peptide peptidase-like 2. The transcript is spliced from 10 exons. Gene Ontology annotation, cellular component: lumenal side of endoplasmic reticulum membrane; Golgi-associated vesicle membrane; lysosomal membrane. The record is from RefSeq and is a predicted model, not a curated record. Gene Ontology annotation, molecular function: aspartic endopeptidase activity, intramembrane cleaving. NCBI's taxonomy places the organism in Eukaryota, Viridiplantae, Streptophyta, Magnoliopsida, Ranunculales, Papaveraceae. Gene Ontology annotation, biological process: membrane protein proteolysis. The coding region runs from base 445 to 1368 and encodes 307 amino acids.
CCAGGGCCAGGGGAGGUGAUUCUUCUUCAACCUUUUAUUUCUCUCCCGUAGGGUUUCUAUGUGAUCAACAAUGGCGUUAUCAUCUACUAUUAUUAAUUUAUUACUUUAUUUUUUAAGUUUCAAUUUUUAUUCCCCUUUUGUUGUUGCUGUCGAUGAAAACAAAACAAAACCUAGUUUCUGCCAUAACCAGUUCCAAUCGGUUCUAGUGAGGAAUUGGGUCGAUGGUGUAGAGCGCGAAUACAUCGAAGGAUUAAGUGGUGAAUUUGGUUCCGUUUUGCCCAUGGAGGAAAAGAAAGCUCGUCGAUUGGAUGGAUGUUCUUGCUGUUCUCUCUGUAACCCCCUAAUUUUCUUGCUGUUCUCUCAAACCCCUUGAAUGGAUGUACCCUACCCUCCUCAAAGUUAUCUAAUUCCAUUGCGUUGUCUGCACGGGGAGAUUGUGAAUUUAUGGAGAAGGCACAAGUUUCACAGUCAGGGGAUGCUGCUGGCUUACUGGUGAUAAAUGACGAGGAAGAUAUUUUCGAGAUGAUGUGUUCUGAGAAUGCUGUAAAUAUUAUGAUUCCUGUUGUGAUGAUCCCGGCCUCGGGAGGAAAACAGAUUAAAGAAUCAAUCGCCUCUAAAGGGAAAGUGGAGCUGUUAUUAUACGCUCCAAUUAGUCCUAUUGUGGAUGUCUCAGUUGUGUUCUUAUGGAUGAUAGCUGUUGGUUGUGUUAUUUUGGCUUCCAUUUGGUCAGAAUAUAUUGCAUGUGAGCAGCAUUGUGAUCCCUAUCAGGAUUCUUCUAUUGCUGGGUCAGCUAAAGAUGAUUCUGAGAAAGAUGUGCUAGAUAUAAGUGUAAUGGGUGCUGUAUGUUUUAUCAUUGUAGCAUCAACCUUUCUGGUGGUACUAUUCUUUUUUAGGUCGUCUUGGUUUGUUUGGCUGCUGAUCAUGUUCUUCUGCAUUGGGGGCACCCAGGGAAUGACUGCUUGUGCAAUAGCAUUGAUUUCAAGAGUAUCCAGAAACUGCCGUAAUCACACCGUCAAACUACCGCUAUUUGGGGAUGCUACAGUUCUAUCUAUUGUGGUAUUUCCACUCUGUCUAGCAUUUGCCAUCUUUUGGGUUGUUCACCGGCAUGCAUCAUAUUCGUGGUUCUUUCAAGAUUUUCUUGGUAUUUGUUUGAUGAUAAAUGUCUUACAGCUAGCCCGAUUACCAAAUAUCAAGGUCGCUGCUGUACUUCUGUCCUGUGCAUUUGUCUACGAUAUAUUUUGGGUCUUCAUAUCGCCAUUGUUAUUUCAUGAAAGUGUUAUGGUUGCAGUAAGUGUAGAUUUUACCAGCUUUUUUUUUUUAAUCAGUUUUCUUCUUCUCUUAUUUAAUUACAAUUUCAGGUUAGUGUGAAUCAGCAUAAUCUUUACCGACAUAACUCUUGCUUGACGUUCUUUUCUAGUAGUAGUUUUCUGUUUUUUUUAUAGACCUGGAAUCUUUUGUUUCCAUUUUCUUACACUUUCCUCAUGUCGUUCUCAUGGACUCAUUCUGUAUCAUUUGGAUGGCUCUUUCCUCAUUUGAUAACUAUACUACCUGUAAAAGCUUAUGGAUUAUUGCAUGGUUAUGAUUAUAAUUGAUAACUUGUUUGUAACUAAAGGCAUGAUUAACAUUUACCAAUUCUUUAUUAUUUAA